AUGGAAAGAUUUCAAUCUUCCAUGCGCAAGCGUCUGUACAGCUUGCCACAGAACAUCGGGCAAAAACACUCCGUGAUUGACGAAGGAGACAACGGCGACAAGGACACCAAGAGGAAAAGUAUUCGGCUAAAACACUUCCCGUCUCUGUCCCCUGCGAGCAGCUGGAAGAGCAUCGAGGAGGCCAGGAGCGAAGAGCUGGACACCAACAUCAGUGUGAAGAGCAACUUGAACGGGGACUGUCGCCUGUUCAGGGGCAGCAGCAUCUCCUCCAUCACCGGCCGGCAUCCCCUCGGUGCAGACCCGGCAGAGCAGCGGCGUCUCAUCCCGGAGGCGGAUGCCGGUGUCCCGCAGAGUUUCCCUGCGGAACACGGCCCCGGGGCCCAGCCGGGGGCCACGGGUGGCCCGGGCGGCGGAACCGGGCGAUCGUCCGUGUUUGACCAGUCAGGUUUCAUCAAGCUGGAGGGCGCCGAUCAGAUCAUGGCCGAAGACGACCGGUUGUACCAAGCCGGCUUCAUGCACCGGCAGUUCGGGGCAAUGCUCCAGCCGGGAGUCAACAAGUUUUCCCUGCGGAUGCUGGGCAGCGAGAGAGCCGUGGAGCACGAGAGGGAACGGGUCAAGUCCGCCGGCUUCUGGAUAAUACACCCGUACAGUGAUUUUAGGUUCUAUUGGGAUCUGAUCAUGCUGCUGUUGAUGGUGGGCAACCUCAUUAUCAUCCCGGUGGGCAUCACCUUCUUCAAAGACGAGCACACGCCCCCCUGGAUCGUUUUUAACGUGGUCUCUGACACCUUCUUCCUCAUGGACCUUGUUCUCAACUUUCGCACGGGCAUCGUUAAGGAGGACAACACAGAGAUCAUCCUAGACCCCCAGCAGAUCAAGAUUAAGUACCUGAAGAGCUGGUUUGUGGUGGAUUUCAUCUCCUCCAUCCCCGUGGACUACAUCUUUCUCAUUGUGGAGACACGCAUUGACUCAGACUUUUACAAAACGGCUCGGGCCCUGAGGAUUGUCCGCUUCACAAAGAUCCUCAGUCUGCUGCGGCUUCUGCGCCUGUCUAGACUGAUCCGCUACAUCCACCAGUGGGAAGAGGUUUUUCAUAUGACCUAUGACCUGGCUAGUGCCAUGGUGCGCAUCAUGAAUCUAAUUGGUAUGAUGUUGCUGCUAUGUCACUGGGACGGCUGCCUGCAGUUCCUGGUUCCCAUGCUGCAGGACUUUCCUGCUGAUUGCUGGGUUACCAGAAAUAAGAUGGUGAAUGACACGUGGGGACAGCAGUACUCUUAUGCCUUGUUUAAGGCUAUGAGUCACAUGCUGUGCAUUGGGUAUGGACUAUACCCGCCCAUAGGCAUGGCGGAUGUCUGGCUCACCAUUCUCAGCAUGAUUGUGGGCGCCACCUGCUUUGCCAUGUUUGUCGGGCAUGCAACCGCACUCAUUCAAUCCUUGGACUCCUCCAGAAGGCAGUACCAAGAGAAGUACAAACAGGUGGAGCAGUACAUGUCCUUCCACAAGCUUCCCGCUGGUAUGCGCCAGAGAAUUCAUGACUACUAUGAACAUCGUUAUCAGGGCAAGAUGUUUGAUGAGGAAAGCAUCCUGGAGGAGCUGAAUGAACCGCUACGAGAGGAAAUCAUCAACUUCAAUUGUCGUAAGUUGGUGGCCUCCAUGCCUCUGUUUGCCAAUGCUGACCCCAACUUUGUGACCUCCAUGCUGACCAAGCUGCACUUCGAAGUCUUCCAACCUGGCGAUUAUAUCAUCAGGGAGGGCACCAUUGGCAAGAAGAUGUACUUCAUCCAGCAUGGGGUUGUCAGUGUCUUGACCAAGAGUAGCAAAGAUACCAAGCUGUCUGAUGGCUCAUACUUUGGAGAGAUUUGCCUGCUCACUCGAGGCAGAAGAACAGCCAGCGUGAGAGCUGAUAACUAUUGCCGCCUGUAUUCUCUUUCUGUGGACAACUUCAACGAGGUGCUGGAAGAGUACCCCAUGAUGAGGAGGGCUUUUGAGACUGUGGCCCUUGACCGCCUCGAUCGCAUUGGCAAGAGAAAUUCUGUACUUCAACAUAAAGUUCAGCAUCAUCAAAGUUCAGGCACACUCAACGUCCAGGAGAACGAGAUCAUCCAGAGAAUAGUGCAACAUGACCGUGACAUGGCUCAGUGCACCCAGCUGAUUCAGACCGCUGCUGCCCAGACCCUGAGCCCUACCCCGGCUUCUCCCUCACCCACCCCUAUUAUCUGGGCACCACUGGUCCAGGCUCCCCUCCAGGCAGCUGCUGCUACCACCCCACUUGCACUGGCCCUGGCCCACCAUUCUCAGCUGCCUCCUAUCCUGUUCCACCACCCUCUGGCUGCAAGUUCUGGCUCCUUCAGGGACCCGUCUGGCCACCCAAAAAGACUCCAUGUUGGAGCUAAUACAGCCAGUGGCUGUGGUUCAGGACCCUGCUCUCCUGCUAGUUCCACCAAACAUCACUCUGGGUUUGACACCCCUAUACUGGCCUCUCUCAGGGCCCACCAUCUCUCCACUGCCCCUAUGUCCCCCACACUCUCCUCCAAGCCCACCUUUACCAGUUGCUUGCAGUCUGUGACACCUCUCCCUCAGCUGACUCAACACCCUCCUCCACAGUCCAGCAUCAGCAUGUCCUCACCCUUCCCUGUUAGCCAGGCAUCCUUCUCCUCUACCUGCACUGCUCAGCUCCACACCCAGCCACUCCGAGGUGCUUCAGCCACCUCACCCUACCCAGCAGAUUCCCACCAGCAGGGGUUAUCAGGAAGGCUAGCAGGGAGAUUCCCAGCCCCUUUACCUUCUACCAUAAGCCCUCUGAUUUCUAGCUCAGUCAGCCCCAUACUAAGCCAACUGCAACAAUCCUUUCAAGCCAGCGCUCAGCAGAUGGGGUCUAGUCAUGAUAGAGUAGGCAGGACAUCCAGUAAUCUGAGCCUUCCCCAUUUUCCAUUUAUGACUAGCACCCAGUCCUCUAGUGGAUAUGUGCCAGAUCAGCCAGUAGUUGGAGCUGGAUUCAGGGCCUCAUCCUCCCAGGUACAGCAUCAUAUGGCUGGUCACCAGUCUGUCUUCCUGCCUCAGAUUGUCCCUGAGAACUCUGCCCUCGCCUCCCUGGCCCAGUAUGGAUCUGGAGAAGGCUCCCCCUGCUACACACCUCCAGUCCCAAGUCCCAGCAUCCAGAGCCCUGUGAGGGGAAGGACUGUGCAACAUAGCACAAUAGGCACUCACAGCUCCCUGACCCUUCAAACCUCAUGCCCAGCUAGAGUGACCUGUACCCCCCAAGAGAGGGUUGAAUCCUCUCUGGAUAUAUUCACACAGCAAAUAAAGACCAUCUCAGGCUCUCACAGCUCUAUACCCCUGGAGGGGCCUGUAACCUUGAGUUGCCCCUCAGAAGGCCAGGAGGGGUCAUUCAGCCCCUUCUUUGCCUCCAUGACUGUCAGUAAACCAUACAGCCCUAUCCCAGGCCAACCCUCCCCACUGGCUCACACACAUUCAGGGUUUGAACCUCAGAACCAGCCCACAGGUGUCCAGUUGCCUCACCCAAGAUCCCCAUCUAAGAUGCUAGAGACAGAACAUAAACAGUCCAAACUCCCCUCCAACUUGUGA
Lampris incognitus (smalleye Pacific opah) is the source of this 3582-nucleotide messenger RNA. RefSeq names its product potassium/sodium hyperpolarization-activated cyclic nucleotide-gated channel 3-like. The coding region runs from base 1 to 3582 and encodes 1193 amino acids. Gene Ontology annotation, biological process: transmembrane transport; potassium ion transport. Lineage: Eukaryota; Metazoa; Chordata; Actinopteri; Lampriformes; Lampridae. The transcript is spliced from 8 exons. Gene Ontology annotation, molecular function: voltage-gated potassium channel activity. The record is from RefSeq and is a predicted model, not a curated record. Gene Ontology annotation, cellular component: membrane.